Xiphophorus couchianus (Monterrey platyfish) is the source of this 2269-nucleotide messenger RNA. RefSeq names its product sarcoplasmic reticulum histidine-rich calcium-binding protein-like. Gene Ontology annotation, molecular function: calcium ion binding. Lineage: Eukaryota; Metazoa; Chordata; Actinopteri; Cyprinodontiformes; Poeciliidae. Bases 473 to 1240 code for a protein of 255 amino acids. The transcript is spliced from 6 exons. The record is from RefSeq and is a predicted model, not a curated record.
CAAGCAUUUGCCCCUGUCAGUCAGUAUGACUGCCCCCCUUCUUCUCAGCUUACUUCUUUUUCUGUCGUUCUCAGAUUAGUCUUGUCUGUGCCUCCAUCAUAGACCAGUUACUGACGGCUCUCUGCUCAGAGUAUUACGGCAGUCUUAAUUCAGCUUACAUUCUACACUGGACUAAAAGACACUGGGUGACUCCAGUUUCAAGCUUUCACUGGGAUAUUCUUUUCAGGACAUUGGAGGAAGUAUCUAGAUCUAAACUGGAUCUAUAACCUCUGGACAGGACCUUAAAUUUCUGGAUGCUCAGUACUUGGGUCCAUUAACGAUUGUCCUGGUGAACGACUGUGUAACUCUGACUGGGGUUGAAUCCUUCAGGCUGUGUGUGUUUUGGGUAGACAGGUACAAAAGCUGCAGUACUGGACUCCUGCAGUGAUUCCAGGUUAUUUCCACUUUAGUUGACUAAAUUUUGGCUGCAAACAUGGCCUCAUUAAGAAGUUUGAUCCUUGCAAUGCUGCUUGCACUACUCUGCUCCUUCCACACCCCACUGGCACCCACUGCAAAGGCCCAAGAUCUGCCAUUCCACUCUGAGGAGGGUCUAAUGGCUGAUGAUGACGACGAUGAUGACGAUGAUGACGAUGAUGACGACGAUGACGAUGAUGACGAUGAUGACGAUGAUGAUGAUGACGACGAUGACGACGAUGACGACGACAAUGACGACGAUGACGACGAUGACGACGAUGAUGACGAUGACGACGACGACGACGAUGAUGAUGACGACGAUGAUGACGAUGAUGAUGACGAUGAUGAUGACGACGAUGAUGAUGAUGAUGAUGAUGACGACGAUGAUGAUGACGACGAUGAUGAUGACGACGAUGAUGACGACGAUGAUGACGACGACGACGAUGACGACGACGAUGAUGAUGACGACGAUGAUGAUGACGACGAUGAUGACGAUGAUGAUGACGAUGACGAUGAUGAUGAUAGUCACGAAGAUGAUGAUGAUGAGAAUGCUUAUCACAAAGGCUCUCUGUGCUCAUAUUGUGAAUUCUGCCAGCACUGUGACAGCUGUGAUAAAUGUCCCUGUGAAGAAGGAGACAAAUCUGAACACUGUGAUGACUGCAAGAUGUGCACUUACUGCAACAUAUGUCCUCUUUGUGAAACUGUUUGCAAGCCUGGAGGACUAGUUGAUGAAGUGACUGGAUCAAUCUACAAGACUGUAGCUGACGUCUUUGAUGAUGAUAACUGAGGCCAACCAUAUGUUGCCACCAUGUGGCCCAACUAAUACAUUUCACCUUCAUUUUCUUUUUUUGAGUACCCUAUACAUUUGAUUAAUAAUGACUGAACAAAAACUGAAAAAUAAGCAAUAAUAUGUGUGUUUACUAUUGUUACUUGUCAAUCCGUACUUUUAAAAUGUUACUUUUAAUUUGCUCUGAAUUAUAUCUAAUAAAAAACUAAAAUAUAUGCUUAGAGAUCAAUGUAUUGGAUAUAAAAUGCUAAAAAGUGAGAAUAUGGUUCCUUGCAUAUCUAGCCCUAACCUAUGAAUUCAGUUUGUCAAAUUACACCCACAAAUUUGAAUCUAUUUAAGUGGAAUUUUACAUGAUGGACCAACACUAAGAGCCACACAAUAUUGAAAUGGAAGGAAAGGUUUGGUUUUCCAAACUUUGUACAAAUAAUAAUACAUUUUCACUACAGUUUGAGACAGUACAUGAUACACUGUUCUAUCAAAAUAAAUGAUAAUCUUAUCCUGCAUAUUGUACUUUUAGCUAACAAUUUUAAUCUUUACCAUGACAUUUCUGAUCUAAACCUUCCAUAUCCUAAAAUCUGUAGUAUAACUGAAACCUUGUUUAGGUCCCCAAAAGGCUAAUGCAUCGAAGGAAAAAAAAAACUUCUUUCCUUACCAAUGUACACAUGUGUAUAUAUAUAUCCUUUUUGGGUAGGGUUAGGGUUGGCUAGCUGCUUCAAUCAUUUCUGCAACUUAAGCUUGACCCUUAAAUUUACUAUUACACGUUUGCACUUCACCUUAUUAGAUAAACCAGAAAUUGUGCAGGCAAAGCAACAAACAUGUUUAGACUGUACUGUAUGUUUAGACUGUAUGUUUAAACUGUGUGUUUAAACAUACAGUUUAUAUUAACUUAUUAUACAGGUUUUGUAUUUGCCAUGUCAAUCUGUGAAACAAUAUAACAAUAUUUGUUUGUGUACAUUGCCUGCAGGACCCAGAGUAACCCAAGGAUAGAGAAUUAUUCUAAAUAAAUUCAAUAUUUGUUACUACACCUGA